AGUUCAAGGAAGCGACACAAUGUCGAGCAAUGGAACAGCAGAGUCCCAGGAGCCGCUGCUUCUCUCCUUCCCCGACGAUGCCGAACCAGAGGACCUCGAGCUCCUCCUGUCGCGCAAGCGGCUCCGGUGCCGCCAGCUCGGUGCAGCGGCGGCGGCGGAGUCCAAAAGCCUGUGGUUGCUCUCUGCUCCGGCCAUCGUUAUCAUGGUCUUCAAUUACAUGCUCAGCUUCGUGUCUCAGAUGUUCGCCGGCCACCUGGGCGAGGUUGAGUUGGCUGGCGCGUCCAUCGCCAGCGUCGGCAUCCAGGGGCUCGCUUACGGCAUCAUGUUGGGGAUGGCGAGUGCGGUUCAGACGCUUUGCGGACAAGCUUAUGGACAGGGGAAGCAGAGUAUGAUGGGGGUGAUAUGCCAGAAGUCGAUGAUCAUCAUGGGGCUGACCGCCCUGGCUCUCUCCUUCGUCUACUUCUUCUCCUACCACAUCCUCAAGCUCAUAGGCCAGUCCACCGACGUUUCCAUUUAUGGGCAGGUCUUCACCAGGGGCCUCAUACCCCAGCUCUUCGCCUUCGCCCUCUACUGCCCCAUGCAGAGGUUUCUUCAGGCGCAGAACAUCGUCAAUCCCGUCGCCUACAUGUCCGUCGCCACCUUCCUCCUCCACCUCCUCCUCACCUGGCUCGCUGUCGACAAGCUCGGCUUCGGCCUCUUCGGCGCCGCCGUCACCCUCAGCCUCUCCUGGUGGGUGCUGGUGCUGCUCACCGGCGCCUACGUCCUGCUGAGCCCCAGGUGCGCCCACUCAUGGACUGGGUUCACUUUCCAGGCCUUCAAUGGACUAUGGUCCUACUUCAAGUUGACGGUCGCCUCCGCUUUCAUGCUGUGCUUGGAGAUAUGGUAUAAUCAGGGGUUGGUUAUUGUUUCUGGUCUGCUUCCCAACCCAGAUGUUGCACUGGACUCUAUCUCUGUAUGCAUGAAUUACCUCAACUGGGACAUGCAGCUCAUGCUUGGGAUCAGCGCCGCAGCCAGUGUAAGGGUGGGCAAUGAGCUGGGAGCUUGCCAUCCGAAAACAGCGAGGUUCUCGGUGGUCGUGGUGACGGCAACAUCGGUGGUGGUCAGCGUGACUCUCGCCGCCUUGGUUUUGAUCCUGAAGAGGCAGCUCAGCCUGGCCUUCACAAGCACUGAAGAAGUUAUAGCUGCAGUGACUUCAUUGACGCCAUUGCUGUCCCUCUCCGUUCUGUUGAAUGGAGUGCAGCCCAUUCUAUCAGGAGUAGCAAUAGGAUGCGGGUGGCAGGCCCUGGUUGCCUACGUCAAUCUUACCACAUACUACAUCAUUGGCCUUCCCAUUGGCUUAGUCUUGGGCUUCAAAGAAGGGUUGGGCGUUUCUGGAAUAUGGUGGGGAAUGAUCAUUGGAGUUGCGUUGCAAACCCUGACUUUGAUUAUACUCACACUCAGAACAAACUGGGACACAGAGGUGGAGAAGGCAGUUGAGCGUGUGAAGCGUUCGGCUCAAGAGAGUUUGAUAGAAGAUGCGGUCAUCUGAUGGAGACAUGCACAGAACCAGCUGAUUCCACCACAACAUAUUUUUCCGGUCCCCUUUUGGGGGAUUCAAGUCGGCUGGAAACAUUUUGACAAUAGCUCCAAGGAGGAUGGCAUGGAUUCCUUCUUUGAGAAAUUAGAACUUGGUCUUGCCUUUUGAUUAUAAUGAAAUAUCUU
This is a messenger RNA of Nymphaea colorata (pocket water lily), 1701 nucleotides long. Its product is annotated as protein DETOXIFICATION 41-like. Gene Ontology annotation, molecular function: xenobiotic transmembrane transporter activity; antiporter activity. NCBI's taxonomy places the organism in Eukaryota, Viridiplantae, Streptophyta, Magnoliopsida, Nymphaeales, Nymphaeaceae. Gene Ontology annotation, biological process: xenobiotic detoxification by transmembrane export across the plasma membrane. The transcript is spliced from 8 exons. Gene Ontology annotation, cellular component: vacuolar membrane. The record is from RefSeq and is a predicted model, not a curated record. Bases 20 to 1528 code for a protein of 502 amino acids.